AUGGUCUGCAUCCCGCUCGGUCCCAAAUGUCUGCCGCUGCAGUUCGCGGCGCUCCGCUGUGCAGGAAGAGGAAGUUUAAAGCUGAGCGCAGGUAGUUGGGGAUUACGCCCGCCGCCGCCGCACACCUCCAAGAGCUGCGGCGAGCGGGCGGACGAGGGCCGGAAGACGGAGGCCGACCGCGGGAGGCCGCUGAGUAAAGGCGGCAGGAGGUCCAGUAACUCUCUGGAAAGCCUCUACAGCCUCCACAGCGGCCAGAGCUCCUCCAGCGGAGUCACCAGCGGGUCAGACUGCUCCAGCAACAGGAACAGUCUGAGGCUGGACGAUGAUCCACCGUCCGCUGGGCACUUCUGCGGCCGAGCCAGAGUCCAUACAGAGUACGUGCCAAGUCCCUACGACACCGAAUCCCUCAAACUCAAGGUGGGAGACGUGAUCGACAUCAUCGCCAAGCCUCCCAUGGGAAUCUGGAGAGGUUCGCUACGAGGCAGGAUCGGAAGUUUCAAGUUCAUCUACGUGGACGUGCUGACGGCGGAGGGCCAGGAGGCGAGCCCGGGCGCCAGGCACCGCUCCACCGUGCAGGAAGUGCUGAGGCGUCUCAGCUUGGAGGAGUACUCGUCGUCGCUGCAGCGCGGCGGCUUCCAGACGGUGGACGACCUGAUGGAGCUGAGCGAGCGCCACCUGACCGGGCUGGGCGUGAGCGACCCGGAGCACAGGCGGCGUCUGCUGGCCGCCGUCCGCUCCCUGCGGCUGCUGCGCCCCGACCGCCGGCCGGGGGACGAGGAAGACCGGGAGAACGGCGACGGCGUCAAGGCCAGCGGCCCGCGGGACUCUGGCUGCCACAUGGCGUCCGAGGAGGCGGAGCUUCACGCCGCCGACGCACAGGAAUGA
Molecule: messenger RNA, 885 nt
Organism: Salarias fasciatus (jewelled blenny)
Lineage: Eukaryota; Metazoa; Chordata; Actinopteri; Blenniiformes; Blenniidae
Gene: samsn1b
Product: SAM domain, SH3 domain and nuclear localisation signals 1b
Exons: 6
Coding region: 1-885 (294 amino acids)
Molecular function (GO): protein binding
Source: RefSeq, a predicted model, not a curated record